Messenger RNA from Mytilinidion resinicola, 2559 nucleotides. Its product is annotated as glucosidase I. Gene Ontology annotation, cellular component: endoplasmic reticulum membrane. Gene Ontology annotation, molecular function: Glc3Man9GlcNAc2 oligosaccharide glucosidase activity. Lineage: Eukaryota; Fungi; Ascomycota; Dothideomycetes; Mytilinidiales; Mytilinidiaceae. The transcript has 7 exons. The record is from RefSeq and is a predicted model, not a curated record. The coding region runs from base 80 to 2530 and encodes 816 amino acids. Gene Ontology annotation, biological process: oligosaccharide metabolic process; protein N-linked glycosylation.
ACCCCACCACCAAAAUUCCCAAUCUCACCAGGAAGCUCCAACGCCAGCCCCGGAGCUUCCCCCACUCCCAAAACAUAUCAUGGAGCCCUUAUUACGAUGGCCUCUUUACAUCGUCCUUGUUGGUGCUCUUUUACUGGCCCAAUUACCCGCUAUAUACGCCGAAGCCUCCGCGUCGACGGUCCUCGAGAUCGAGAAAGCGUCCAACGAUUCGCUGUUAUGGGGGCCCUACAGACCGAAUCUAUACUUUGGAGUCCGUCCGCGUAUUCCAAAGAGUCUUAUGACAGGACUACUUUGGGCACGAGUGGAAGAUUAUCAGAGCGUACAGCACAACUUCAGACACACCUGCGAACAGCAUGAACUUGAUGGCUACGGCUGGGACGAGUAUGACGUACGAACCGGCGGCCGCCAGACCAUCCACGACCCUUCCAAUCGACUCGACCUGACUACCGAAUUCGUGAAAGUCCCCGGAGGAGCACACGGAGGAAAUUGGGCUGUGCGAAUCAAAGGAACUCCUCGUGCUGAUGCCUCUCCCAAUCUGAAAACAACCGUGGUAUGGUAUGCGUCUCUGGAAGGGCUAGGAAGCUUAGAGGUGGUCGACGACGGAGAGGAUACGGGAUUCGAUGGUGAUGUGAAACUCAAGGGCCAGACAAUAGAGCUUGGAGAUUUCGACAUAAAGAUUACGGAGGGGAGUGGAGAGCAUCCGCCUCCAGGCCAUCCGAGCUACGAUGAACAGCCUUUGGAUCGCACGUUUGUGCAUAGCUUCCAAUUGCCAGAGGAUGCUCUUUGGCAGACGAAACCUAUCCUCUUUGCCCACCUGAAGACUCAGAUUGAAGCUAUGCUUGCCAAAUAUGGCGAAGACAAUCCGCCGCCGCCAGCCCAGGUCUACACCAUCUCAAAUGAGGUGGCAAGAGGCAAUUUGCACAUGGUGCAAAAAGUCUUCGAAGGCCCCUUUGAGUUUGACAUUCUCUACUCAUCAGCAUCUGCACCUGAACCAAUCACUUCAGAAGAUCUGGCCAAGAGGAUCAAGACGGUGACGAAGAGCUUUUCGAGCCGGUUUUCGGAAAUCUUCACGCCUAAUGCUCCUUUCCUCAAGGGAAGAUACGACGAGUUCUCCAAAUCACUGUUCUCAAACUUGAUCGGGGGCAUUGGCUACUUCUAUGGAGACUCUCGAGUAGAUCGCUCUUAUGCCUCCGAGUAUGAGGAAGACAACGAAGGCUUCUGGGAAGAAGCUGCCGAAGCACGCGGAAGAAACGUAGCCGAGUUCGAAGGCCCAUCGGAGUUGUUCACCAGCAUUCCAUCCAGGCCAUUCUUUCCCCGAGGAUUUCUUUGGGACGAAGGCUUCCAUUUACUGCCUGUGCUCGAUUGGGAUGCUGACUUGACUCUCGAUAUUAUCAAGAGUUGGUUCAAUCUAAUGGAUGAGGAUGGAUGGAUUGGUCGCGAGCAGAUUUUGGGCGCCGAAGCCCGAAGCAAAGUACCGCAGGAGUUCCAGGUCCAAUACCCUCAUUAUGCAAAUCCACCGACCCUUUUCAUGGUCCUCACCGCGCUGACUGACAAGCUGGAAGCACUGGUAUCUGCCAAACCAACAGAUCAGAAGGUCAUUCCGAGUGGAUCUUACACUUCGAUUCUGUCAAAUCGCGAGGCCUCGCUUCAAUAUCUUCGGGACCUCUACCCUCUUCUAAUGCGCCAGUAUAAGUGGUUCCGAAAGACCCAAGCAGGGGACAUCAAAUCCUACGACCGAGAAGCGUUCUCCACCAAGGAAGGCUAUCGCUGGCGUGGCCGCACUCCACAGCACAUUCUGACCUCCGGUUUAGACGACUACCCUCGCGCUCAACCUCCUCAUCCUGGCGAACUGCACGUUGACUUGAUCAGCUGGGUGGGAAUGAUGAUCCGUAGCUUGAAGCGUAUAGCUACCAUACUGGGCUAUGCAGACGAUGUCACUGAGAUCUCAGGCUACGAGGAGGCCAUCAUUCGCAAUAUCGAUGACCUUCAUUGGGACGACAAGGAAAAGACAUAUUGCGAUGCAACGAUUGACGACUAUGAAGAGAGUGUGCACGUAUGCCACAAAGGCUACAUCUCCAUAUUCCCGUUCUUGACAGGUCUAUUGCCACCUGACAGCCCAAGAUUGGGGGCUAUUCUUGAUCUGAUUCACGACCCAGAAGAGCUCUGGUCUGAAUACGGAUUGAGGAGUUUGAGCAAGAGCGACGAGCUUUACGGGACUGGCGAAAACUAUUGGAGAGGUCCUAUCUGGAUGAACAUGAAUUUUUUGGCUGUGAAGCAAUUGCUGGACCUCGCGCAAGCCGCGGGGCCACACCAAAAGCGCGCGCGGAAGAUAUACACGGAGCUCCGCGAGAACCUUGUAGAUACCGUGUACGAGUCCUGGAAGGAGACGGGAUUCGCGUGGGAGCAGUAUAAUCCUGAGACCGGGAAGGGUCAGAGGACACAGCAUUUCACUGGCUGGACAAGUUUGGUCGUCAAGAUUAUGGCUAUGCCUGAUCUUGGCAGCCAGACGCGGGAGAAGGACGAGUUGUAGAAAGGUUUCAGUACAUUGCUUAGAGCGAG